Crotalus tigris (Tiger rattlesnake) is the source of this 2624-nucleotide messenger RNA. It is a transcript of the gene EMC2, whose product is annotated as ER membrane protein complex subunit 2. The transcript is spliced from 12 exons. The record is from RefSeq and is a predicted model, not a curated record. Gene Ontology annotation, molecular function: protein binding. Gene Ontology annotation, cellular component: EMC complex. Gene Ontology annotation, biological process: protein folding in endoplasmic reticulum. Bases 1 to 867 code for a protein of 288 amino acids. Lineage: Eukaryota; Metazoa; Chordata; Lepidosauria; Squamata; Viperidae.
AUGGCGAGAGUCUCUGAGAUGUACGACGUGACUUGGGAAGAGAUGCGAGACAAAAUGAGAAAAUGGAGAGAGGAAAACAAUCGGAACAGUGAGCAAAUUGUUGAAGUUGGAGAAGAGUUAAUUAAUGAAUAUGGAGCUAAGCUUGGUGAUGACAUUUGGAUAAUAUAUGAGCAAGUGAUGAUCGCCGCGUUGGAUUGCAGCCGAGAUGACUUGGCAUCGUAUUGUCUGCAAGAACUAAGACGGCAAUUCCCUGGGAGCCACAGAGUUAAACGGUUAACUGGUAUGAAAUUUGAAGCCAUGGAGAGCUAUGAUGAUGCAAUACAGUUAUAUGACAGAAUUUUACAAGAGGACUCAACAAACACUGCAGCCCGAAAACGUAAGAUUGCCAUUCGGAAAGCCCAGGGGAAAAACACUGAAGCCAUCCGAGAGUUGAAUGAGUAUUUGGAACAAUUUGUUGGGGACCAGGAAGCCUGGCAUGAGCUCGCUGAGCUCUACAUCAAUGAACAUGAUUAUGCAAAGGCUGCCUUUUGCCUGGAGGAACUCAUGAUGACUAAUCCUCACAACCACUUGUAUUGCCAACAGUUUGCAGAGGUUAAAUAUACUCAAGGAGGGCUUGAGAACCUUGAGCUCUCACGAAAAUACUUUGCUCAGGCAUUAAAACUGAACAACAGAAACAUGAGAGCAUUGUUUGGUCUUUACAUGUCUGCCAGCCAUAUUGUCUCUAAUUCCAAGGCCAGUGCAAAAGUUAAAAAGGAUAAUAUGAAGUAUGCAAGUUGGGCUGCAAACCAAAUCAAUAGAGCUUACCAGAAAUCCAGGCUGGUGGCUAAGCACUGGGAUCAUGAUGGGACCACGGAGACACGGCAAUAGUUUAUGCUGGCCGUAGUAAGAAAGAGACCAAGUAUUCACUGAAAGCUGUAGAAGACAUGUUGGAGGCCCUACAGAUCACUCAAUCAUAAACCAUAAGAAGGAUCACCGGUGAUAGAUAUUUUCCUCCAGCUCCAUUGCUAAAAUUCUGUCCUCACUGACUUAAAAGUUAAUUUUAAAUGCCUCGUUAUGUUAACAGUGGUUUCAUGUCAGUAAAAGUUGCUACCGUGAAUGAUGUGUUUUAUAAAAAUAUAAGAUUUCUAUUUAUUGCUUCUAUGAUGAAAAAUCACUGCAGUUAAUGAAAAGAGUAAAUUCUAUUGAACAUAAGUCUCUUCAGACCUGGUAGAGUAAAUUUUUAAGUGAUAACUUGAUGUAGAAAUGAUAAAGCAACAUUACUUCUUGACUUAUGGAAGUGUAAGGGGCAAAAUAGGAGUCGCAUAUGGUACAUAAACUGUUUUAUAGAUCAGACUUAAAAGUUCACCAUAAUGAUCAAAUAAUAUUCCCCUGGGUAUUUUGUAUUGCACAAUAUUAUUAGUAUGACUGCAGCACUGAUUUGUAAAAUAGUAGUGGCAAGUGCUAGAGUUUGAGCUUUAUGGGUUGAGUAUCACUUGUAAGGGAAACCUUAUUGUUGAAGUUACUUGCUGCUGAUUCUAACCUGUACCUGAAAUGGCUCCUCUAUUUAGAUAAAUGAAGACAUUCUUAAAUAUAAUGAUAAUUAAUUAAGCUUGUAUGCCACCCAACUCGUAACAGUCAAAAGAAAUUACACUAAAACUAAUAAAUGAUAAAAGAUGGCAAGAACAAAAUGGAAUUAAGUCAUGCUGAACCGACUUUAGUAGCAGCUGUAGAAAAGGAAUAUAUCGUUUGCCGAUUUGGAUUCUCUUCAAAAGUGCCGAGUUAUAAAGAUUUUAUUAUGCCCCUAUCUGAAAAUAUAUAGAAAAAUAUACUCAAGGGGAUGGUCAGACAUUGAAUUUCUACCAUGGCCUUACUAAUGGAUUCCCACUUUACAACAAAUUGUGUUUAUUAUUGAUUGUGUUGCUGGCUUUUCAGUGUAAAAGGGCUUUAGGGAGAAUAAGUAAUGGUUUCUUUUCAUUUGGAACAUUUUAAAAUAUUUUGAAAAAGCAUUUGCUUCCUUUCAGAUUUUCUGAAUUUGUUCAUAUCUUUAAAUAUCUAUGCUUUCUAGGGAGAGAGAAAAAGAAGUUAUAUGCAGCAUUCCGGUGUGGAAAAGUAAUCACUGCCUUAAAUUCAUAACUAUUUAGCUGCAGUAACUACAACAUCCUUUUCUUAUAACUGCUUGUUGCAUAGGAAUUUUUGCUCAUUCCUCCACAGCAAACAGCUUUACUUCAUUUUUAAAAAUGCCUUUGUGCUUUCUCCACAUUCUUUGUACAAAUGCCAAUUUCCAUGCAAUAGGAACUUAGUUCAAAAGAACGAACAUCUGAGAAUGUGAAAUCUUGUCUCAAAAUUGAGUUAUCUCAAAAUUCAAUUAAUACACAUAAUAAAUUUCAGAAUGACAUCUGUUGUAGGACAUUACAAACAGCUGUUUUAAUGGAAUAAUCUCAUUGCCUAUCUAAGUUGAUGAUUCACUCAAGUCUUUUCUGUAUAAAUGCAAUGGAAUCCAGUAAAUCUGAAGUGCUAUUUUUGACUGAAUAAAUCAAAGAUGUAUUAAAGUUCUUAAUACUGAUAAUUUGAUACUGAAUACUGUUAGGUGAAAUGGGAAUCUAGGCAAAGUAGGAAUUUCUAAUAAAUUUAUUCCAUUCAGUCAA